UGGAAUCAUAAAGCAUUUAAUGAUGGAUAUAGUGAUAUGGUACAUGUGCAAUGAAGUGUGUAUUGUCUUUAACAUCAGUACACACUACAAGGACGCAACAUUUUGUUAUUUUUUGUUGCUUGGUCGCUUUUUACGUUCGUGCACGGUCACACUCGGUUCUAUCUACAAGAAUGGAAGCAAGACAUGUAACCCGCGACGGCGGGAGACCCUGGACACAAAGACACGUAAAGCGGCGUCAUGUCGCAAAAUCGAAAGAGAAAUGCGAGCCUACAUGUCAACGCAUCCUUUUCUUUUGCUGAUGCCUUCAGUGACAAUCUACAAUGUAAAUAGUCACGAAAAUAAAGAAAACGCAUUGAAUGAGGAGAAGGUGUGUCCAAACAUUUGGCCUGACCGGCCCCACGCAGCCAGGCCGGCCAGCGACAGGAACCCCAGAGCCCGGCCCACCGUGCCGCCCGUAAGAGCCAGCAGCAGGCCGCAGACAGACGCACCCGGCAGAGGACAAGGCACGAGAGAAGCAGGGGACAGCCAGACCUCAAGCCAGCGAGAGACCACACCCCACACGGGCAGAAAGGCUGGACACCCGCCCGGGGGGGCCCAGAGACUCCCCGCAACCGGACGGGAAGACCGCCCCCGCCCCACCAGCAACCGGGCCACCACGAGCCAACCCCCCACCCCCGGAGAGCACGGCGCGGCCCACCCCCGGCCACCCCACCCAAGCCGACCAACGCAGGACCGCCCAGCACGGGGCCACGGGAACCACCCACCCCACCCGCAGGGACCCCAACGAUGGAGAUGGAACAACCAGCAACCACCCUGCCGAGUUACCCCCCGAGGGAGGGGAAAAAUAAAAAAUGAUAUUAAUAAAAUAUAUAAAAAAAUCAAUAAAUCAAUACAUUAAUAAAUAAUAAUAAUAAUUAUUAUUAUAUAUUUAAAAAAUAAAUAAAAAAAGAAUUAAAAGAAGAUCACAGACAUGCUGACACACAAGGUCACUACCCCAGCAGCUGGCCGACUCGCAGCACCUCGGAAUACCUUGCAGCACCAAGCUACCACAAUAGAUGCGGGGACUAGACCCAGCAGGCCACAACCAAGACGGGCACCCGGAAGGGAUGGACGGUGGACCCAGGAGCUCCAGAAACGCAGUCCGGAUUCACAGUCACACACACACACACACACACACACACACACACACACACAACAACAACAAACUUUCUUUAAAACAUUUAUUCAGCAUUUUUUAACUUUAGAAAGUUAUAUGGUUGAAACCGAUACUGAUGCCAAAA
Messenger RNA from Nerophis lumbriciformis (worm pipefish), 1280 nucleotides. Lineage: Eukaryota; Metazoa; Chordata; Actinopteri; Syngnathiformes; Syngnathidae. The record is from RefSeq and is a predicted model, not a curated record.